Molecule: messenger RNA, 524 nt
Organism: Mus musculus (house mouse)
Lineage: Eukaryota; Metazoa; Chordata; Mammalia; Rodentia; Muridae
Gene: Scpppq1
Product: secretory calcium-binding phosphoprotein proline-glutamine rich 1
Exons: 10
Coding region: 65-337 (90 amino acids)
Cellular component (GO): extracellular region
Source: RefSeq, marked provisional
GUCCACACUGCUUCCCGAAUCUGUCGCUCCAAGGACCAUUUGAAACACAGAUCCUCCCUUCAGAAUGCAGCUUUUCCUCCUGGCCGCCCUGCUGAGCGCUGCAGCUGCUCUGCCAAUCCCUCUUGGACAAUCCGGAGGAAGUUCCAGUGAACAGAGAUUUAACUUGUACGCACCACAAAUCCUGCCUUUCUUCCCUCCGUUUCCCCUUCCGCAGGCUCCUCUGAUCCCGAUUCCCUUUCCCUUCCCUUUUGAUCCAAAUCAGGUUCUGACACCUAAUCAGCUUCUGGAGUUAAUCACUUCUAUUUUGAACCAACUGCAGGGCUUCCUUGGGAGAUAAGCUUCACUACUACAUCAGAAGGCUCGCACAGUGGUGCAGGUGUCCAGGUUACCUGCUCUGUUCUCUGCAGCUUGGAACAACGGUCUUACCAUCUUGUAGACUCUAUAGAACGUCCUGUGAAACAUCCAAUACCACAGGCAAAUCUACUAUCUACAGCCAUACAAUCUUAAUAAAAUUCUCCCUAAAA